Messenger RNA from Carcharodon carcharias (great white shark), 2585 nucleotides. RefSeq names its product elongation factor 1-gamma-A-like. Lineage: Eukaryota; Metazoa; Chordata; Chondrichthyes; Lamniformes; Lamnidae. The record is from RefSeq and is a predicted model, not a curated record. The coding region runs from base 1 to 2403 and encodes 800 amino acids. Gene Ontology annotation, molecular function: translation elongation factor activity. The transcript has 10 exons. Gene Ontology annotation, cellular component: cytoplasm; nucleus. Gene Ontology annotation, biological process: translational elongation.
AUGGCGGGAAUGGUUCUGUACACACCCCGUGAUUCCUGGAGGUCCUAUCCAGCUCUGAUUGCGGCUGAGUACAGCAAUGUGUCACUCAGAGUCGUAUCCAGGGGUCAAGAUUUCUACUCAGAGACUGGCUGUACAAAUCCGUACUUCUUGAACAGAUUCCGCCAGGGAAAGGUACCAGUGUUGGUGGCUGACAAUGGCUUCUCUGUGCAAGAAAGUAAUGCAGUUGCUUAUUAUGUUAGUAGUGAUGUGCUGCGAGGUUCUUCCAGACAAGAAGCUGCCCUCAUUCAGCAGUGGAUUAACUUUGCUGGAAGUGAGCUCAUCCCUCCAAUUGCAACCUGGAUCUUCUCAGCUUUAGGUGCCACGAAGUUCAGCAAACUGCUGGCGGAGUGUGCCAAAGCAGAUGUGAAGAAGAUACUGCGGUUGUUGAAUGAUCACCUCCAUGUCCGGACAUACCUGGUUGGUGAACACGUCACUCUAGCUGACAUCACACUGGUGUGUGCAAUGCUGGACCUUUACAAGGAAGUCUUGGAGCCCUCUCUGAGGAAAAGGUACACUGACUUAGACCGCUGGUUCACUACAUGUGUUAAUCAGCCUCCAUUCCAGAAAGUACUAGGAGAGAUGACAUUUUACGAGCCAGCUGUCCAGUGUCCAGCCACAAAACUGCUGGAAGCACGAGAUGUCACCAAAAAAGCUUCUAGGGUGGAGACUUGCUUAGCCUCAACUCCCAAAGGUAAUGGAUCCAAUGAAGAGGAAGUUGGUAGAGUCAAAACUGGAUUGGAUAAAGAAAUGUCUGCAGUGGAGGUCCACCCUGUAGGAUCUUCAGCUGAGGGUGGACCAGUUGGUGUUGUAGAUCCUCCUCUGAAGCACAGACCAGCCAAAGUUGAGAAUUUAAUAGAUGCAUCAGAAGAAGAGCUCUCUGCAGUCUGUGCCUCAAUGGAGGGUAGAACAGAAGUGAGGUCAGUAGCUGCCUCUACAGAGGCUAGAACCACAAAAAAGGAAGGUGAGGAUAAGGGGAGUAAAGAGAAAACUAUAUCUGACAUCCUGGUAGACCUUUCUGAAGAGGUAGUCUACGUGACUGGUAAAUUCCAAGAGCAGGGAGCAGCUAAAGAGGCUGUAGUGGGAGUCCAAGAGGAAGGAAUUUCUGGAGAGACAGAAUCAGUUGAAAUCGUUAAGCUUGAACCUGCAGUGGAUGGUUCUGCAGAGAGCACUACAGCAGGAGUCACUUUAGCACCCUCUUUGAGGGAGGAUAGAUUGGGUAACAUUGUGACUUUGGUAGACAAAUCGAAAGCGGUACCUUUGACUGAAAUCUGUACAGCAGGAGGUUCUGAGGAGCAGAACCCAAUUGAAGUAAGCCAGCCUGAUGUGCCGAAAUGUUACGGAGGAGCUGGAGAGGUAGCCGCUGAGGCCAGGAUGGUGAGUGCUUCUGGAAAGGGCAGUUCCAUUGACCUGAAGAUGAAUGAUUCUAAACCAGAUGGGCCAUCCAAAGAGCAAGUCACCAUAAUGGGUUCAUCUGAAGAUGGACUGGCUCAAGAGGAGGCUGUAGCUGAGGUUUGCCUGGCAGGAUCAUUGAAAGAGGCCAGAGCAGUUUCACUGAACACACCAGAUCCUUCUGAGACAGAUUUAGCAUGUAAACAGGAAGCUAUUGGUGCAAUAUGUGCUUCUAAGGGUGAUAUGCCCACAACUGUUGAUGUGACCCUGCUAGAAACUUUGAAAGAGCAAGUCUACAUGAUUGAUCCAUCUCUGGAGCAUGGAUCAGUUACAGCAAGUGUGGCUAAUGCACCCAAAGAUGAUGGAACGGCAAAAAGUGGUACAGUGGAUAAAUUGCAAGGAGGCAGACUGGCAAGAGAGGAACCCAUGAGGACUCCCAGAGCACAUGGUGAUGGAUGGGACUCCACCAAAUCGGCUGACCAGUUAAAAGCCGAAGAUCCUUUUGCACACUUGCCGAAAAGUGCCUUUGUUCUGGAUGAGUUUAAACAGAAAUACUCAAAUGAGAACAUCAGUUCUGUGGCACUUCCCUAUUUGUGGGACCAUUUUGACAAGGAAGGCUGGUCAGUUUGGUACAUGGAGUACAAGUACCCUGGAGAACUCAACUUGGACAUGAGCUCAAAUCUAAUAGCUGGGCUGUUCCAGUGUUUGGAUGGGCUACGGAAACACAGCUUUGCUAGCAUAAUCCUCUUUGGCACUGACUGUGACAGCUCAAUAUCUGGAAUUUGGAUUCUGCGAGGGAAGCAUUUUUCCCUCCAGUUAAGUGAAGACUGGCAAGUGAUCUGUGAGCCGUAUUCCUGGAAGAAGUUGGAUGUGGACACUGAUGAAUGCAAGGCUAUGAUUAAUGAGUACUUCAUGAUGAAAGAAGCAUUCCAACAUAUGGGAAAACCCUUCAGUCAGGGAAAUAUUUUUAAGUGAAAUGACUUGGGAUGACUACACACAAGUUGCUGCCCUUUGUGAACCCUUGGUCUUUUGCACUACUCGACACUACCUCACUGGUUAUUGUACCGGCACUGUAUAAACCCAGGGCUGACCUGCAGCAUUUGAAGAAAUUUAUAAAUCCUAAUAGCGGAACAAAUAAUAAAGCAUUUGAAAACUGA